Messenger RNA from Tinamus guttatus (white-throated tinamou), 1128 nucleotides. The record is from RefSeq and is a predicted model, not a curated record. NCBI's taxonomy places the organism in Eukaryota, Metazoa, Chordata, Aves, Tinamiformes, Tinamidae.
AUGACUUGGAGCUGGUCCUUCUCCCUCUGUGCUGCAGGUGAUGGAUCCGGGAGUGAGACGGACACCGAAAGCUCCCAAUCGGAAGACGGAGAAGACGGUCCGGGCUUGAGGAAGCCCCGAGGAGGCUCCUUGCCGGGUAGGAAAAGCCAUAGGAGCCACUUGGGAAGGCGCUCGGCAUCCUCCCACCAUGGUGGGAAGAGACACGGCGUCCGGAGCCAGUCGUUGGGGCAGCGCAAACACGCGUGCAACAAGUGCGGGAAGAGCUUCAGCCGCGGCUCGUCCCUCAACCGGCACCGGAGGGUCCACGUCGGGGAGAAGCCCUUCGCGUGCUCCGGCUGCGGGAAGCGCUUCCCGUGCGACUCCAGCCUCAAGAGCCACCAGAAGACCCACCUGGGCGAGAAGCCCUACAAGUGCCCCAGCUGCGAGAAGAGCUUCACGUCCACCAAGUCGCUCAGGAAGCACUGCAAGAUCCACCUGGAGAACGGGGCCUACCGGUGCUCCGAGUGCGGGAAGACCCUCACGUCCAACUCAGCUCUUAUCAUCCACCGGAGAAUCCACACGGGGGAGAGGCCCUACAGCUGCCCCGAGUGCGGGAAGAACUUCAUGGCCAAGAAGUCCCUCAACAAGCACCGCAAGAGCCACAUGGAAGGCGCCGCCUUCACGUGCCCGGAGUGUGGGAAAAACCUCACGUCGAACUCGACCCUCAUCAUCCACAGGCGGAUCCACACGGGCGAGAGGCCCUACCAGUGCCCCGAGUGCGGCAAGAGCUUCAUGGCCAACAAGUCGCUCAGCAAACACCGCAAGAGCCACAUGGAGGAGGAGAGCUACAGGUGCUCUCAGUGCGGGGAGACCUUCACCAAGAACUCGGCCUUCGUCGUCCACUUGAGGACCCACAGGGGAGAGCCCCCCUACCCCUGCCCCGACUGCGGGGAGGCCUUUUUCGACAGCUCCUCGUUCAGCAAACACCGCAAAAAGCACUUGGUGGAGAAACCCUACCAGUGUGCCGAGUGCGGGGUGGGCUUCACCACUCACCCUGCCCUCCUCCUGCACCAGAAGAGCCACGUGGGACCCCGGCCCCACGUGUGCUCUGAGUGCGGGAAGGCCUUCCGGGAGAACACGACGCAGUGA